Molecule: messenger RNA, 1755 nt
Organism: Heterostelium album PN500
Lineage: Eukaryota; Evosea; Eumycetozoa; Acytosteliales; Acytosteliaceae
Exons: 5
Coding region: 1-1755 (584 amino acids)
Source: RefSeq, a predicted model, not a curated record
AUGAAGCCUUUGACCGGUAAAUCUUGGUCGUUCUACACUGCGAUGGUAGAAUCUAUUUUCUCAGAGAAUUUAGAACUACUAAAGUAUUUGGCUGGUAAAUUUGAAUUGAGUGGAGCAAAACCAUAUUUAGAGGCAAAAAAUAAUAUAUUUGAUACUGCCGUUUUAACUGAAGGAGCGACCUUUCGCGCAAUGGAUCUUGUCGCGGCCAAUGGCCAUUUCAAAACGAUGGUAUUUCUACAUCGAAAUAGGAAUGAAGGUUGUACCAAUCAAGCGUUUGACUCUGCCAAUAAAAUGGAUGUGGAGCUUAUGAAAAUGCUACUACGUAUAACAACCUUUGGAGUUACAGAAGCGGUAAUGAAUCUUGCUGUUAGAAAUGGAAGAUUGGAAUUGUUAAAACAAUCAUACAAAUUGUAUCUUAUCUCUUUAUAUCUAGACGAAGAUUCGAUUGUUACAUUUAAACCUUCGGGUCAAAGUUAUGAACACAAGUUAAAUGGAAUAGAGUAUUUUUUUGCUGUAUAUUACACAAGAGGUGGAAUGUAUUUCGAAGGUGAAUCUGUCGAUGUCGACCGUUUCCUAGAGGCAAUGAGCGAAGCAUUGGCAGAUUGUGACUUUAUGUUUGUAGAUUUGGAUCUUGAUAACAAUAUCGCAAAGUAUCCAUCACCUGCAACCAGUAAGAAUGUAGUUACACUUCAGAUCGAAGAGAGAUUAAACGAAUCGGUCUUUUCUAUCAACGAUUAUCUACCAACAAAGAAUAUCGAUCAAAGAAUGUUUGGAUUCGCUCCGACCGUUGAUGGACUACCGAUUGUCUCAUUCAAGCUUUCACGUGCAAAGGAUGGUUUCCUCAUUGGCUACUAUUUCAAUCAUGCAUACUUUGAUCAAUCGAGUAUCUUUUAUUUCCUAAAGUAUCAAUCACAUAUCUAUACCUAUGGAAAGGAUAAGAUGAAACUGAAGAAGCCUGAACUUGUUAGUUUGGAUUUCUUGGUUUCAAAGGAUUAUCAAGUGGAUUCCAUCGAACAGUUCAAAACAUUGGGAGAGGAACUUGGAUAUUAUUAUAAGAAUGCAACAGCAGCAAACGAUCAAGCAUCUUCAACUCCUUUGGAAAGUCUAGUACUUGAUAUUUAUUUUAAUACGGAGGAGUUUGACAAAUUGAAGAAACAGACCGAUAAAUAUUUGUCGACAAACGAUAUCAUUCAUGGUGUAUUGUUGAAAAUGUACUCAUUCAAUCCAUCAUACGGUGACGACGAUGACUUUUGCCUUAAAUACAAUUGUAAUAUGAGAAAGCUAAGUAAUUUGGGUGAAGAAUCCAUUGGUAAUAUAGUCUAUGGUGACUGUUUCAUCGUCAAGGUCAGGGAUAUGAGAAACAAAUCGAUCUUGGAGCUGGCCAUUGCCAAUAGAGAGUGUCUAGCAAAGCUAUCAUUAGACGGAAUGAAAAAAGAAACAACAUGGAUGCACUACGCUCAGCACUACAAACAGAAUCCCCAUCAAUUUGGAAAUGGUAAAGCUAAUCCUAUUGCUUGCAGAGCCAGCAGCUGGACAGGAUUCGACUAUGACACGAUCAGCUAUGGAACUGCUAAGCCAAAGCAAUUGAAAUGUCCAUGCAUCGCACAGUACGGAAAUAUAAAUAUGAUUACUUUUGAACAUAUAAAUCAAAAGAAAGUAUUUGUAACCUCCAUUUACAUACCAACUGAUUGUGUUGAUUCGAUAACCAACCUUGGAAAUACAUCCAAUUUAUUUACUUCUAAAAAAAUGGAUUGA